This is a messenger RNA of Strongyloides ratti, 2094 nucleotides long. Its product is annotated as Adenylyl cyclase class-3/4/guanylyl cyclase domain and Heme-NO binding domain and Haem NO binding associated domain and NO signalling/Golgi transport ligand-binding domain-containing protein. NCBI's taxonomy places the organism in Eukaryota, Metazoa, Nematoda, Chromadorea, Rhabditida, Strongyloididae. Gene Ontology annotation, biological process: response to oxygen levels; cGMP biosynthetic process. The transcript is spliced from 3 exons. The record is from RefSeq and is a predicted model, not a curated record. Gene Ontology annotation, molecular function: guanylate cyclase activity; heme binding. Gene Ontology annotation, cellular component: guanylate cyclase complex, soluble. The coding region runs from base 1 to 2094 and encodes 697 amino acids.
AUGAUAAAAAUUAAUUAUUCAAAGAUAAAUGGAUUGUUGCGUGUUACUGGCCCCGAAGUUAUGUUUGGUUGGAUUCAUGAAUCGUUUAGACAACUUGUCUAUCGUAAAUAUGGUCGUGAUGUUUGGUUAAAAAUUUUAGAAAUAAUAAAAUUUGAAGAAGGUAGUGAAUGUGAAAUUAGUCAUUAUUAUAAAGAUGAAGAUACAAUGAAAAUUGUUAAUGCAAUGGCUAAUGUUAUUGGUAUUCCAAUAGAAGAAGUUUGGGAAGCAUAUGGUGGUUUUUUAAUUCAAUUUACAAUGGAAACAGGAUGGGAUGAAUUGUUAAAAGCAUUAUCAGAUAAUUUAGAAGGUUUUCUUGAUAGUUUAGAUUCAUUACAUUACUUUAUUGACCAUGUAGUUUAUCGAACAAAAUUAAAAGGACCAUCUUUUAGAUGUGAACCAGCAAAAAAUGGAAGCUUAAUUCUUCAUUAUUAUUCAAAACGUUCUGGUCUUUAUCCAAUUGUUAAAGGAGUUGUCAGAGAGGUAGCAAGACGUAUUUUUAAUACAGAAGUUAUAAUGAAAGUUCAAGAACGUAAACAAGAACAUCUAGAUACAUAUAUAACUGAACAUGUCAUUUUCAGUAUAACAAUGGUAGAAAAUGAAAAUUCAGGUAAUAAUAUUAAAUCAUUAUCAGAGAAAUCUAAUAAACAAAAAGAAAUAGUUAUUCCAAAAAGUGGUUAUAAUUUAACUGUAAAAGAUUUUGUAAAUGCAUUCCCACAUCAUUUAUGUUUUGAUAAGAAUUUAAUCCUCCAACAUGUUGGUUCAUAUUUAAUUCAAAAUUUAUCAAAUUUAAAAAUUGGAUUUACAACAUUAACAGAUAUAGUAGAUUUAGUACAUCCUGAAUUACCGUUAACCUUUGAAUCAUUAAUUGCAUUUAAAAAUAGUUUAUUUGUCUUUAAAAUAAAGAAUAAAGGAUUAAAUAAUCAAGAUGAUACAACAACUGUUGAAUUGAAAGGAUCAAUGGUUCAUUUAGAAGAUCAAAAUUAUAUUUUGUACUUAUGUUCAUUAAGUGUAACAACUGUUAGAGAGAUGAUUAUAAAUAAUUUAUACCUUUCUGACAUGCAAAAACAUGAUGGUACUAGAGAUUUAAUAAUGUUAAACCAAUCCAGAAUGUCACAAGUAGAGUUAAAUAGAAAGUUAGAAGAAACAACAAAAAAUUUAAAAAGAAUGGCUAUGGAUUUAGAAAUUGAAACUCAAAAGACGGAUGAAUUGUUAUGUCAAUUGAUGCCUUCAACUGUUGCUGAAAGUUUAAGACAAGGAAGAAAUAUUGAAGCAGCUGAAUUUUUAGAAGCAACAUGUUUAUUUACAGAUAUUGUAACAUUUACAAAUAUUUGUGCACUUUGUAGUCCUUAUGAUGUUGUUAAUCUUCUUAAUGAUAUGUAUUUACGUUUUGAUCGUCUAGUAACGUUACAUGAUGUUUAUAAAGUUGAGACAAUUGGUGAUGCAUAUGUUAUUGUUGGAGGUGUACCAAAAAUUUGUGAAAAUCAUGCAGAAAGAGUAUUAAAUUGUUCCAUAGGAAUGUUAAUGGAAAGUAGAGCUGUAAUAAGUCCUUUAGCUCAUCUUGUCAAUAAUAAAAAAAUGCUUGAAGAUAAUUCAAUUAAGAUUCGUAUUGGUAUACAUACUGGACCAGUAGUUGCUGGUGUUGUUGGUGCUAAAAUGCCAAAAUAUUGUUUAUUUGGUGAUGCCGUUAAUACAGCAUCUAAAAUGGAAAGUAAUGGAGUACCACUUAGAAUACAUGUUUCAGAUCCAUCUAAAAACCAUGCGUUAAAAACAAAUCCUUCAUUUGAAUUUGAAACUCGUGGUAUUGUUAAUUUAAAAGAAAAAGGUGAAGUUCUUACACAUUUCUUAAUAAAAAAUGGAAGAAAAAGUGUUUGGGAAUUAACGGGAAAACAGAAAGGAAAAGAAUCAUCAAUUGAUGGAUAUACUGAACUUCAACAAGCUUAUGAAGAUUACAAAAAUUCUCUUGCUCUUACUAUUAAAUUGAAUAACCUAAGAAAUGGUAAUGAAAAUGAUGUAAAAAAACCAAAAAAUAAAAGUACAUUUUGUAGUUUGAUGUAA